AACAGAGAGCAAGCGCCUGUGCAACCCCUCUGGGGGAAGAGAGAGAGAGAGAGAGGGAAGUCAAGCAUUUAGACUGAGGGAGGUUGUUAAAGCAGGGAAAUCUUGCGCCUGGAGAGAAGAGAAAGGGGCACACUUCCCCCUCUACCCUCCCCCUCGUUCAUCCUAAAGCUUUCCACUCCAGACCUCUGUGUGCGUGUGUGUGUCUAUGGACAACGGAUCGACGAUGCCCACGAACGGAAUUAACAAAGCCUUGAAGCUGCAGUUUGGCCUCAUCAACCACGAGAGCCGUUACCUAACGGCCGAGGCCUUCGGCUUCAAGGUGAACGCCUCGGCCUCCAGCAUGAAGAAGAAGCAGAUCUGGACUCUGGAGCAAGAGGACCAGGACACCCAGGUAGUGUUCCUUCGCAGCCACCUGGGCCGCUACCUGGCCUCCGACAAGGAUGGUAAGGUGAGCUGCGGGGCAGAGCAGCCCGACUCGCCCGGCUGCCGCUUCCUGAUCGUGGCCCAGUCGGACGGCCGCUGGGCACUGCAGUCGGAGACAUACCUGCGCUUCUUCGGAGGCUCGGCUGACUACCUGUCCUGCUUCGCCCAAGCCAUCGGGGAGCCCGAGCUGUGGGCCGUCCACCUGGCCCUCCACCCGCAAGCUAGCCUGCUCAGCGUGGCACGCAAACGCUACGCCCACCUGUUCGCCCGGGAAGGAGAGAUCUCGGUGGACAGCAACAUCCCCUGGGGCUCGGACUCCCUGGUCACCCUGGUCUACCUGGAAGGAAAGUACUUCCUGAAGACGUGCGACAGCCGCUUCCUCAGCAACGAUGGGAAGCUGGUCAAAGAGAACACCCCCACCACCAGCUUCACCCUGGAGCUCAAGUCGGGCAAGCUGGCCUUCAAGGACUGCGAUGGGAAGUACCUGACGCCCAUGGGCCCGACCGGCACGCUGCGCUCAGGCAGGUGCUCCAAGCCUGGCAAGGAUGAGCUGUUUGAUCUAGAGGAGAGCCACCCACAAGUCAUUUUCCAAGCAGCCAACAAAAGAUUUGUCUCCGUCAAACAAGGUGUGAGCAUCUCAGCCAACCAGGAUGUGGAGACAGACAUGGAGACCUUCCAGAUGGAGAUUGAUAAGGAGAGCAAGAAGUGCAUGUUUAGGACCAACGGCGGUAACUACUGGACACUGGUCUCCCACGGAGGGAUCCAGUCCACAGCCACGGAGGUGGAGGCCAACACAAUGUUUGACAUUGAGUGGCUCGGCCGCAGUGUAGCACUGAAGGCAAGCAAUGGGAAGUACGUGUGCACCAAAAAGAAUGGGCAGCUUUCAGCCGUCAGCGAUUCCGUAGGUGAUGAUGAGCUCUUCCUGAUGAAGCUCAUUAAUCGGCCCAUGUUGAUCCUGCGAGGGGAGAACGGUUUUGUGUGUCAUCACAAGAGUUCCAACACGCUGGAUGCCAACCGAUCUGUCUAUGACAUCUUCUCACUGCUCUUCAGCAAUGGCGCCUACCACAUAAAAAGCGUGGGUGGAAAGUUCUGGUAUGUCUCCUGCAGCGGCCUGGUGUGCUCAGACGGAGACAAGCCUGAGGACUUCUUCCUGGAGUUCCUGGAGCACGGGCGGGUGGGCAUCAAGGGCAAGAACGGCAAGUACCUGCGCGGGGACAGCGGCACGCUGAAGGGCAACGCUGCAACCGUGGACCCCUCCUGUCUCUGGGAGUACUAACCUGACGCGACCUCCGACGACCCCUGAAGCCCGUGGAGGGAGAAGGAGAGAGGGGGAGUGUGGAGGGAGAAGGAGAGAGGGGGAGUGUGGAGGGAGAAGGAGAGAGGGGGAGUGUGGAGGGAGAAGGAGAGAGGGAGGACCUGGUUCCCACCUGGGUUCACAGCUCAACCAACAACGAUACAGUACACAGACUGACCGGGGAUCAUUUUCACUACUCUCUUUUCUACUUUAGCUGCAAAGGAGAGGCCGCUCCCACUUCUUUGUUUUGUUUUGGCAAAAAGUGAAAAUGUAUAGAAAGUUAUUUCUUUGUGUUUAUUUUAUUAUAUUUGAUUUGUUUUCCAAAAAAAGCAUUGGUUACCUAAAUGUAGUUUUUUUCCAAGUGACAUUGCCAACAUCAACAACAGCGAAUACGUAAUGAAAUCUGCUAAUUUUGGUCACUCACACAGCCUAUACAAAAAAGCAUCAGAUACUGUAUACCGGUACUUAAAUUAUUAUCUGGAUGCCUGAAUAAAGGCAGCUUUUCACGUCAA
This is a messenger RNA of Salmo salar (Atlantic salmon), 2229 nucleotides long. RefSeq names its product fascin-2. Gene Ontology annotation, molecular function: actin filament binding; protein-macromolecule adaptor activity. The record is from RefSeq and is a predicted model, not a curated record. Gene Ontology annotation, biological process: actin filament bundle assembly; establishment or maintenance of cell polarity; cell migration. Gene Ontology annotation, cellular component: actin cytoskeleton; cytoplasm. Lineage: Eukaryota; Metazoa; Chordata; Actinopteri; Salmoniformes; Salmonidae.